Molecule: messenger RNA, 2110 nt
Organism: Pyrus x bretschneideri (Chinese white pear)
Lineage: Eukaryota; Viridiplantae; Streptophyta; Magnoliopsida; Rosales; Rosaceae
Product: receptor-like protein kinase FERONIA
Exons: 3
Coding region: 531-1703 (390 amino acids)
Biological process (GO): protein autophosphorylation
Cellular component (GO): plasma membrane; plasmodesma
Molecular function (GO): ATP binding; transmembrane receptor protein tyrosine kinase activity
Source: RefSeq, a predicted model, not a curated record
UAUUUAUUUAUUUAUUUUUUUUGUUAGUGUGAGAUUAUUUGAUGAACAGGAAACGUAUGAAUAAGUUGACUGAGUUUGUUUCUGUAACAUUUUAUAUUUCAGCUGUUGUUCUUCAUUUCCUUCCCCUUUUGCUCUCUUAACUUCAAAUCUUAUACCUUUUCAUUCGGCUAUCAUUUUCGACAAAUUUUAUAUCAGAAUCUAAGCCAUCGUCGAAUUCCCCCAAAAACGGCCACACAAGGCAUAACAAAGGCGAGAAAGGAAGCAAAUCCCGCCGGAAUGACCUCAAUCCAAGAGAGAAGUUUAAUCCUAGUUUUCUUUCUAUGACUUAGAAUCGAGGCAUACAAUCCCGACGUCCAGGCACUUCCGCAUCGGCGUUUUCGAGUCCUCUCGGUCUGGUUAAUAAUUUGGGAUCCUCUCUCUAAACUCUACUUAGCGGAGUGCGACCAUAAUAUUUUGUUACGGCCACCACUGCGUGUGGCGUCUCCCAGUCCACCAAGGCUUGCAGUGUAAAUGCAGAUUGUUGAUGCGUGAUGAGGCGUAUUCCAGGGUCUGUCUCGCGUUUCUUCUUUCCUCGGAAGAAGUCAUCACAUGAAAAUUAUAAGAACACCGAGAAAGAUUGGGCGUUUCCAGAAGAAUUAUGCCGUCGCUUUUCACUUGCCGAGAUCACAACAGCAACUCAAUGUUUUGAUGCGAGCUUAUUUAUUGGUAGUGGUGUCUUUGGCUCAGUAUACAAAGGGCGUAUUAAGGUCAAUGGGGAUGAGGACAGGACAGACGUGGUUGCAAUCAAGCGCAUUUUCACAGAUUCAGAACACCAAGUGCGUCAGUUCAGGGCAGAGGUGGAGUUACUGUGCCAGCUCCGCCACACCAACCUCAUCUCCCUCAUCGGAUUCUGCCAAGAAAAUGGAGAGUGCUUCAUUGUUUACAAUUACAUGCCCAAUGGUUCCCUUCGUGAUUAUCUUUAUGAAACUUGCAAUAUUAAAAAUAAAGAUGCCUUUCCCUUGACUUGGAAGCAAAGGCUGAAAAUUUGUAUUGGGGUGGCGCGCGCAAUACACUACCUUCACGCAGGGGUUAAGCAUACGAUCAUCCACCGAAACGUGAAAUGCUGGAACAUUCUAUUGGACCAAAACUUGGUCCCCAAGCUUUCAGGCUUCGUGUUGUCUAAGAGGGGUCCUCCUGUCUUGUCAAAUGCAUUAAUCAGACUGAACUCAGAGCUGGCCGGUACAAAGGGCUAUAUUGAUCCAGAGUAUGUAUGGUCUGGCCAACUCACCGAAAAAUCUGAUGUCUUCUCAUUUGGAAUGGUGUUAUUCGAAGUUUUGUGUGCCAAAUCUUGCACAAGAGAUAUACCUGAAUGCGUGGAAAAGGGUGAUACUUUCCCUGCUAUGAUUGAUCCAUUUCUGGUGGGAAAAGUAGCUCCAGGUUGUUUGAGAAAAUUUAUGAACAUUGCCGAGAGAUGUGUGCGUCUAUCAGGAGCUGAACGGCCCACGAUGGGUGAAGUGGAGGUAGAACUUGAGUGCGCACUGGAGUUGCAGGAGAGCACGGACGCCAUUAAGCAGCUCAAGGAGUUGGGGACAACUGCAAGUAGUUCUCUUGCUCCUCCUCCUCCUGCUGCUGCACAUGACAUGGAAGACUAUACCUACCAAGAUAUUUCAUUUUCUGAGAUCAAUGAAAAUUUACCACAUAUAUAUUUGCGGGAGUGGCCGUGAGAUUCAUACAGUACUGAGAUGGCAGCUUAUGUCGAUGAUAUUGCUAGCUUUGAUCGUAACAGGGAAGCAAUAACUUAGAACAAAUAUUGUGAUAUGCAAUUAUACUACUCUUGCAAGAAAUAAACUUUGGUUAUAUCUAUCCGAGGAACGCUACAGAUUUUUUGAUUUCAUAUGUUCCUCUAUAUGUAAAUAAAAGGUUCUUUUCGCAUGUCAUACACGAGAAAACCAAAUGUACGUAGGGCUAAUUGCUUGUAUUGGAGUGAAUUUGUUCUACUUUGAGGCCAGUUAGAGAAAAAAUCAUGUCGGAAGAAUAAACUACCGGCUUCGUUGAAAGUUAGAGUGAGAACAAUGUAAAAAAUACUUGUACUUAAACUCAUAAAUCUCAUUAUUCUUGGUUUCCAGUCUCA